Messenger RNA from Onychostoma macrolepis, 3411 nucleotides. RefSeq names its product melatonin receptor 1Bb (gene mtnr1bb). NCBI's taxonomy places the organism in Eukaryota, Metazoa, Chordata, Actinopteri, Cypriniformes, Cyprinidae. Gene Ontology annotation, molecular function: melatonin receptor activity. Gene Ontology annotation, biological process: G protein-coupled receptor signaling pathway. The record is from RefSeq and is a predicted model, not a curated record. Gene Ontology annotation, cellular component: membrane. The transcript is spliced from 3 exons. Bases 436 to 1479 code for a protein of 347 amino acids.
CUGAGCUCUGAGCGUGAGCCAAUCAUCUGGCCACAUUCCGCUCUGAUCGCGCGCUGGAUUUACAAUUCCGAGCAGCUGCUUUAAAAAAUAACUUGGAGCGAACGCAGCGGUCGCCAUGGGGCAACACGGCGCAAAGAGUCUCCUGUUCCUUAGCAGUUUUAAGGUGAGGGGGAAGCAAGCUGAACAUUCGCGCUAGACAAACAACUGAACUACAAGACAGAAAAGAGUUUGAGGUGCUGAAAAGAUGUUGACACGGACUCUAUCUCGUAUUUCUGGAGAAAGGGAUGAGAGGAGCGCGGAUCAACCAGAGGCGACAGAGAUUUAUGGCUCAACUGUUCACAACUUCUGCUGAAAGCCAUCUGGAAUGACUCGCUUUUUACAAGUCGUGUGAAUAACUUUUAACAAACCAAACCUCGGAGAACAAGUUGGUCCGGGAUGCCAGACAAUAUCGCUUUUCUGACGAACAGCACAGAUUUGGGGCACGUCGGUCGCGCGUUGGGUUCGAGCGCGCGCCCCGCCUGGGCAAUAGCAGUGCUGGCCAGCGUGCUGAUCUUCACCACUGUGGUGGAUGUUUUGGGUAACCUGUUAGUCAUAAUUUCGGUGUUCAGGAAUCGGAAACUGAGAAAUGCUGGCAACGUGUUUGUUGUCAGUUUGGCCUUCGCUGACCUGGUGGUGGCUUUCUAUCCCUACCCGCUGGUCUUGUAUGCAAUCUUCCAUGACGGCUGGUCUCUGGGGGAAAUCCAGUGUAAAGUCAGCGGAUUCCUAAUGGGCCUGAGUGUGAUUGGCUCGGUUUUCAACAUCACUGGCAUCGCCAUCAACCGUUACUGCUACAUCUGUCACAGUUUUGCCUACGGACGUCUCUACAGCUUCCGUAACACUCUGCUGUUAGUGGCCCUGAUCUGGGCUCUCACUGUGCUCGCCAUUCUUCCCAACUUCUUUGUGGGUUCGCUGAGUUACGACCCCCGUGUUUACUCCUGCACCUUCACGCAGACUGCCAGCAGCUCCUACACUGUGGUGGUGGUGGUGGUUCACUUCCUGGUGCCCAUCGCGGUGGUGACCUUCUGCUACCUGAGGAUUUGGGUUCUGGUGAUACAGGUGAGGAGGAAGGUGAAGAGCGAGGAACGCUCAAGGGUGAGACCCAGCGACUUGCGCAACUUCAUCACCAUGUUCGUGGUGUUCGUUUUAUUUGCAAUCUGCUGGGCUCCGCUCAAUCUAAUCGGUCUCGUGGUGGCCAUCGACCCAGAGGCCAUGGCUCCACGUAUUCCAGAGUGGCUCUUUGUGGUCAGCUACUUUAUGGCCUAUUUCAACAGUUGCCUCAACGCCAUCAUUUACGGACUCCUCAAUCGUAACUUCCGAAAGGAGUAUGUGCGGAUCAUGACGUCAGUGUGGAUUCCUCGGAGGUUUGUGACUGAGACCUCCAGGGCUGCCACAGAUGGGAUGAGGAGCAAACCCUCACCAGCCAUCAAUAACAACGAGUGACUUUUGUUUUCAGCCAAUCACUGUUCAGAAGGAAACGUCAUGGAUGCAUGAAGCAAAUUCAUAUGCUUUGAACUGUGAACACUUGACUUUUUUUAAUGCUACGAAACCAUUAUGUACAACUCAGGGUGCUUGUUUUAUUUUCAACCUAGGCUCAUUGGAAAUUUGUGAGUGCCUAAAUUUCUGCAAAACCUGAAACAUGUUGCUUUGGGUACAUUUCACUGAAUUUUUCAGGUGGCACGUCUACAAACAGCGCUAUAAGCCAUUUCAUUUUUUUUCCUCAUUGGAGAUGCAGUUUUAUUAAACAGUACAGCACAAUAAAAAUGACAUUCCCGUGUGUAUGAAAUAGUUGCAAAAUGAUAUUGCAUUGCUUGUAGCAUGUUUCACAGCAGUUUCAAAGCAAAAUAUCCAGUGUUUAGCAAGUUUAAUUUUCUUUGAAACAGCUGAACAUGAAUGAGCUAAUGCUUUAUUACAUUGUUUGUAACAGCAAUUCAGAAAUGAAAUGUCGGGUGAGUGGCGCAAAAAUGCUCCAUUGCCAUUGAAAUUAAUUUACCACCUACACUAAACCCUACCGACAGUGUUAAGAAAAGCAAAUGUCAGGUAAAACCAUUUGCUGAAGCAACCAUGCCAUUUUAGCUUCAAAGCUUUGAGCUCUUUUGUGGAGUGUCGUGACUUGUGGUUUACAGGACUCGUACCAGAAUACUCUGCAUCGCAAAUACAAUGCUGUACCUACCGAGCAAGUUUACUAUGUCAGAAAAACCAUUCAAAUUGAGCAAAUUAUGUGAUGCAAAUGUUAAAACGUAUUAGUCUACAAAUCAUGCAGUAUGAUAAAAGUGUUUUGAGGCCAUUGCAUAGUAUUAUGGAAGGAACCGUGCAAAAACAAGCCUUUUAUUCAUCAAUAAUCUGCCCCAUAAUGAUAAUUUGUGUGAAAAGAGAAGAAAGUUACUGUUUUACGUCUCUAGUGUUCUAGUGUAGUUAUGUAUAGAUGUGUUUAUGCAGUAUGUAGAAAUGUAGGCAGUUCCAGUGAGCCUUGGUUGUAUAUUUUUGAUGUUGUGAUCCAUUUCAGAACAUUAUUAUUAUUAUUAUUAUUAUUAUUAAGAAUAAUAAGAAAUAUUUAACUCACAAUUUAUAUUGAAAAUUAAACAAAGUACAUUUUAAAUCCAUGUAUUUAUGGACUGUUUAUGAUCCAUGACUAUUUAUUGAAGACAUUUUGUACAAUUUUGUGGGUCUGUUGUAUAUAUGUUGUAUAAAUCAGUAUGCAUCACACAUUUUAGUCAUUUUCAAUUCAGAACUUCUGCCUUACACUUGAACUUUCUCAUUAAAUAUGAAAAAAUCCAUAUAUUCAAGGUGCCAAAUGUUAAUGCAUUGACAGGAAGUAUCUCAUAUACCAAAUCAGUUUGUCAUAUCGAACCAAAUGAGAUUCUGAGAGCAUCCUAAUUUAAAUGUAACGUCAACAGAGCUUUAAUGAGCAGAGAGCUUCCAGCACAGCAAGAUAAAGCACAAACUUUGAAAAAAAGCACUUCAUGUGGAUUCUGCAAAGAGAAAUUUAGCUUUUUCAAAGUGAACGGUGACAGCGUGCGGUCAGUCAGUCAUCAGCUUCAAUCUGUGUUCACCUCUUAUCUUUCAAACAUUAAAUGUCAUUCAUGACUUUGGGGUUAUUACUUUGCCAGGAAAUGUGCAUGACUCUGAAACCAUAUAUUUUCUUCAACAAAUGAUCUGCUAGUAAAACGUAUAGCAGGAAUUCUGUUUAAGAUUAAAGGUUACUGGCAAAAGGGGAAAGUAUUAAUGAAACCUGGUUCGAAUGUAUUAUUGUUAUCUGUGCUUGUUUUCAUAUGAUUUGACAAUGUGAGAUUCAAUCCUCCCGCCAUAACGAGACGUUCCAUGCAGUGUGAUUGUACUGCGUGAGAACAUGCUUCACCAUUGACCUGAAUAAAU